AUGUCAACAGACGAUCUCAAGGCGCAUGCCGCCUCGAAUCAGGAUUUCUACGGGCUCCUGGAUAUUUCGCCCGCAGCCAACGAAUCAGAGAUUCGACGAGCGUACCGGAAAACGGCGUUAAAAUACCACCCGGACAAGAUCGCCAACCCAACCCCCGCCGAUAUCGACAAAUUCCACGUUCUCCAGAUUGCCUACGAUGUCCUCUCCGAUGCCUCCGUCCGUCAACUAUAUGACAAUGCGCGGGAAGCGCGCAUGCGCAAGCAGCGCGAGCGCGACAUGAUGGACGCUGCGAAGCGCAAAAUGCGCGAGGACCUCGAGGCACGUGAGCGUGCUGGUGCGGCCGCUAGAGGCGGGGUUCAACAGGGUGUGAAACGGCCUUGGAUGCCAGGGAGUGAGGAAGAUACGGAGGAGAAGCUCCAGCGGGAGAUUGAGCGGAUCGCUGAGGCCGGGCGACAACGCCGAAAAGACAUGGCAGACAGAGCGAAGCGUGAAGUGGAGGAAGCAGAACGGCAGAAACAACAAGCUGAGGAGGAAGCACUCAAAUCCACGCACCGGGCUAGCCAGCGAGUCGAUUUAUCUCAGGAAGGCGGGACCAAUGUUCCAGAGCUCGAUCGCUCGGUGCGGGUGCGCUGGGUACGGGCAGGCCGAGAAGAAGAGCUUGGUAAAGAUUGGCUAGAAGGUCUUUUCGCCCAAUUUGGGCCGAUCGAGGCCACAUUCAUGAUGAAGGACAAGCGUGCCCGGGUGGAGGGACAGAGCCGGAAAAUCACUCUUGCCACGGGAGUCGUCGUGUUCAAGUCAAUUGUGAAUGCACAUGCUGCAGUUUCCGAUAGCAAGAUGAAAAUGGCCGAAACUGCUGGGGAAUGGAUGCGCAUUAACUCUGUCGAAUGGGCCUCCGGUAAGCCCCUGAAUCUGCAGUCGAACAACGUGAGCACUCCCCCUACGGAGAGCUCUGCGUCGUCCAAAGAAUCCAAAGAACCCAGGCCCACGCAGCCUGCGUCAUCUCAGGUGGAUAAGAAGCCGGCUUUCAGCUUCCCGGGGCUACACUCAGCGCCGACAACUGGGAAGACACCAUCUUUCGGCUCUUUCUCUACCGGUCCCAAGGCUUCGUCUGAUUCGUCGGGAAAGACUUCGGGUGGCCCAACCUACCAAGAAAUGCUCAUGAUGAGAUUGAAAAAUGCGCAACGUGAGAAGGAAGAACGCAAAGCUCUUGAAGAGCAACUGGCACGUGAAGAUGCGGCCGCAGAUGCCGCUGAAAUGAGGACUAAUGAUUCCUGA
Molecule: messenger RNA, 1275 nt
Organism: Penicillium macrosclerotiorum
Lineage: Eukaryota; Fungi; Ascomycota; Eurotiomycetes; Eurotiales; Aspergillaceae
Product: putative cell cycle control protein (Cwf23)
Exons: 1
Coding region: 1-1275 (424 amino acids)
Biological process (GO): spliceosomal complex disassembly
Cellular component (GO): spliceosomal complex
Molecular function (GO): nucleic acid binding
Source: RefSeq, a predicted model, not a curated record